AUGGGCGUCUACAUCAAGCUCAUUUAUAGUAAGAUUGACACCGACAUCGGGUCAGCAACAUCUCAAUUCAGGGGCUUGACCCGCGUUGUGAGACACACAAGAAGCCUCUUCGUCGAGAGGAGAAAUCAUACCACCGAAGAGGAACUUAGCAAGAUUGGAGCGAAGCUGGAUCAGUAUGGGCUGAUAAUUCCGAACGAUGAAGGUGAUGAAAUUCCAUUACUUCAACACCCAACGGGACUCGCGGCACUCGGGUGGUUUGAUGAUCCAUUGCUUCCUGUUGUCGAACAACCUCAGGUUUUGAAUGAUGAAGAAAUGGAGGAGGUUCUCAAUGAACCGGCGGUCCGGGAAAUCUUAUGGGAGGCCUGUGUCCAGCAAGGACACCAUAUCCUCUGCUCGGAAGGUAUUGUCUCAGCUUUGGCAGAGGCGAAAGACCGGGUUGCGGGGAAGAGUCGCCAGCUGCCCGAAGAUUGUUCCUAUCGGGAGAAACUGGAUAGCCUCGCAAUGCGGAUCUUGAAACGCCCGGCUACAGAACUCAAUCAGAUCCUAGUUGUUACCUUUUGA
This is a messenger RNA of Aspergillus pseudoviridinutans, 561 nucleotides long. RefSeq lists its product as uncharacterized. The coding region runs from base 1 to 561 and encodes 186 amino acids. Lineage: Eukaryota; Fungi; Ascomycota; Eurotiomycetes; Eurotiales; Aspergillaceae. The transcript is spliced from 3 exons. The record is from RefSeq and is a predicted model, not a curated record.